AUGGCUGGUGACACGGAGGCGUCGGGGCGAGCAACCGCACACCAGCGGGAUGAGGAGCGACGCGCUCAACAGGCACCCGGCGGCCUGGGACCUCAACCACGGCGACCAACCUCAUCAGACCACGUAACUGACCUCGGCAAUCCAGGUGACGCCAAGAAGGGUGCCAACCUCUUCAAGACCCGUUGCGCCCAGUGCCACACCGUCGAGAAGGACGGCGGCAACAAGAUCGGCCCUGCCCUGCACGGCCUCUGGGGCCGCAAGACCGGCUCCGUCGACGGUUACUCCUACACCGACGCCAACAAGAAGAAGGGCAUUGAGUGGAACGACCAGACCCUCUUCGAGUACCUCGAGAACCCCAAGAAGUACAUUCCCGGCACCAAGAUGGCCUUCGGUGGUCUCAAGAAGGAGAAGGACCGCAACGACCUCAUUGCCUACCUCAAGGACGCUACCAAAUAG
This is a messenger RNA of Colletotrichum spaethianum, 456 nucleotides long. Its product is annotated as cytochrome c. Gene Ontology annotation, biological process: mitochondrial electron transport, ubiquinol to cytochrome c; mitochondrial electron transport, cytochrome c to oxygen. The record is from RefSeq and is a predicted model, not a curated record. Gene Ontology annotation, cellular component: mitochondrial intermembrane space. Lineage: Eukaryota; Fungi; Ascomycota; Sordariomycetes; Glomerellales; Glomerellaceae. Bases 1 to 456 code for a protein of 151 amino acids. The transcript is spliced from 3 exons. Gene Ontology annotation, molecular function: electron transfer activity; heme binding.